AUGGCUUUGGUUCCUGAGGCUCAGCGAUUGAUCUUUGUCGGCUGGCACGGGCAGCGCGGUCUCAAUGCCGAUCAAGGACCACCACCACCGGUUCCAAUGGAGGACACUGCCAGAAAAGGUGUUCCUGGAUGCUAUCAACAUAUUUGGACGAUCCAGGUACACAAGUGGUGUGGUAUUGGAGCCAAGACAGCUUCUCAUUCGAUAUGGCGGCAAACUACAUAUGUUUCCGACGAGGCCCAGAAAGCUCAACACGCGGCAUCGGGCUCAUCUCAGCAAUUAUUUGAUGGGAGCAACACGCCGCUCUACCCUUUCCGCAAGGGAAACAAAUUGGAAUGUUUGGUUGGGGUUCGACAUCUCAUUGGUCUCGGCCCACUCAGACUACCCUCCUCUAAGCCGAGCUGGCAGGGAGCGUGCGGAUGCGGGACGAUGACGGCGGAAGACGGUCUGUACCAUUAUUCUUUGGGCAACCAACGGCUGGUCAAGUUACCUCACAGUUUCCUCUUCCUCCAUUGA
Molecule: messenger RNA, 513 nt
Organism: Pseudocercospora fijiensis CIRAD86
Lineage: Eukaryota; Fungi; Ascomycota; Dothideomycetes; Mycosphaerellales; Mycosphaerellaceae
Exons: 7
Coding region: 1-513 (170 amino acids)
Source: RefSeq, a predicted model, not a curated record